GAUUUUCUCAAUUUGCACUGCAUAAAUGUGACCUUGUUAAAAGCAGAUGCCCGUUGUUGGGAUGUAGGCUUGGAUGGCCACCUUAAAGGAGGUGUACUUGUGUUUUUAUGUGUGUGUCUAUGAGUAACUCAGAAUGAAGCUUAUAAUUGAUGAGAAGCAUUGUAACAUUCCCAUGGUUUGGCAUGGAUAUUGGUGGGACGCUUGUUAAACUGGUCUACUUUGAGCCAAAAGACAUUACAGCUGAAGAGGAACAGGAGGAGGUGGAAAACCUGAAAAGCAUUAGGAAGUACUUGACUUCCAAUACAGCCUAUGGUAAAACGGGCAUUCGAGAUGUCCACCUUGAACUGAAAAACCUGACUAUGUGUGGCCGUAAAGGGAACCUUCACUUUAUCCGUUUUCCCAGCUGUGCUAUGCACAGGUUCAUACAGAUGGGUAGUGAAAAAAACUUCUCAAGCCUGCACACCACGCUUUGUGCCACAGGAGGAGGUGCUUACAAAUUCGAGGAAGACUUUCGAAUGAUUGCUGACCUCCAGCUUCAUAAGCUAGAUGAAUUGGACUGCUUGAUCCAGGGUCUGCUCUAUGUAGAUUCUGUCGGUUUUAAUGGGCAGCCGGAGUGCUACUAUUUUGAAAAUGCCACGGAUCCUGAACAAUGUCAGAAAAUGCCUUACUGCCUUGAUAAUCCUUUUCCUAUGCUGCUAGUUAACAUUGGCUCUGGAGUCAGCAUCUUAGCUGUGUAUUCCAAGGACAACUAUAAAAGAGUUACGGGGACCAGUCUUGGUGGUGGUACAUUCCUGGGCCUAUGUUGUUUGCUGACUGGCUGUGACACCUUUGAAGAAGCUCUAGAAAUGGCAGCUAAAGGAGACAGCACCCAUGUGGAUAAGCUGGUGAAGGAUAUUUAUGGAGGUGACUAUGAACGUUUUGGUCUUCAGGGAUCAGCUGUAGCAUCAAGCUUUGGCAACAUGAUGAGUAAAGAAAAGAGAGAUUCCAUCAGUAAAGAGGACCUAGCAAGAGCAACACUAGUUACUAUCACCAAUAACAUAGGCUCCAUUGCUCGGAUGUGUGCUCUAAAUGAGAAUAUUGAAAGGGUGGUGUUUGUUGGAAACUUUCUGAGAAUCAACAUGGUUGCCAUGAAAGUGCUAGCGUAUGCUAUGGACUAUUGGUCAAAGGGACAGCUCAAAGCUCUUUUCUUGGAACAUGAGGGUUACUUUGGUGCUGUUGGGGCCCUUCUAGAACUGCUGAAGAUGACGGAUGAUCAAUGAUGAAGUCACUAGGAGCUGAAAACCUGUUGGAGCUGCUGUAAAAAUGACAGCUGCUAAGAGGAUGGGAAAGAAGCCAUGAUGGAUGUUCCACCUGCUGGAUUUGUAAAUAAUAAUUUGAACUCAUUUUAGCAAAUCUUUUAACUUUAGGAUUGGACGUUAACUUCAGAAUUUGUACCAAGAAUCUAAACAAAGGCAUUUUUAUCUGUAUACAACAUUUUUUAAGACAAAAAAAAUGUGCAAUGUGGCCAAACAUGGCAGUUUUUAUGGGCUGUGUCUAUGAAAGUACAUACUGUGUGGGAAAAGGACCUAAGAACAUGAGACACUGGUUUUAUUAUUAUUAUUGCUAUUAUUAUUAUUGUUAUUAUUAUUUUUCUUCUGGGGUUUACUGAUCUAGUGUGAUGAUUCUUCAAUUAGUAAUUGCUCUAGGAGAUUUUUUUUUCAAUCCUUCAUGACGUUUCAUGAUUGCUGUUGGUUUCAAAUGAAACUGCAAAACUGGCAUUUAGUGUGAACACUAAAGUAAUGAAUCUUGUUGCCUUUGUUUGUCAUUGGACUGUUUCCUCAUCUUCCCCACCCUGUCUACCUUUGUUUCAUUGCCCACAUCGGCAAUAAUGGGAAAUGCUGUCAGAUAUAUCAUCAAAUCUACUGAAAAUAGGGAGAACACCUCACACUGUCCUGUUAUACCAAGCAUCUUUUGGAAACUUAUGCAGAGUUAACCAUGCUUUGAAUUUCUGGAAACCCUACUUUUCAGUGCUCUUGUCGGAACAUCUUUGAUCUCUAUCAGACUAUCGUGGAUGCAGCUAAUUUUGUCCGAAUUUGAAAACUAAGCCAAGUUGUGCCUGGUUAGUAGUUGUAUGGUCAACCACCAGGGAAUACUAGGGUUUUACCACGAGCUAAGAAAAAAUCCUGUCUGACCUCUUGGAGAGCUGCUGCGGCCACCUGUCAAAACUGACAAUACUCGGCCAGAGGGUCUAAAGAUCUCACUCGGUAUGAGGCACCUUCCUAUGAUUAUUGGGCAGAGGGGGGAAAGGCCGAAUUUUCAGAUUCUUACACAACUGAAUGUUUCUCCAUAUCAGGAAAAAGAAUGAUAGUCAUUCCCUGCACAUGCCACUUUUUUCCUCUUCCUACAGUCAAGUGUUCAAUCCUGGGAUUCCCCAUCCGCUAUCUACAAGGCUACAAUCCCAAGACAGGUUUAUCACCUCGCCUGUUUUCUCUUGAAGCUUAAAGGCCGUAAAGGAAAUUGUCAUUAUGAGAAAUACUUCAAGUGAAAGUAAUCGAAGAUACAUAUUAUGUCAUAUGCUUGUCAUCUUCAAAAAAAAGGUCAAACCUAUGUCUUUUGGUAUAUCCAGAGUGAAUGUGUGCUAAUUCUUAACAAUAAUGAUCACUGAACAGAAUCCCAAGGAAGAAUUAGCAAUGUGAAAAAGGCAUAUCUAAAAAGUAGAAUUAAACUAAAUACAUGCCACAGUCAAGCUGAGUUAGAUAUGGCAGACCUUGUAUAGAAUAAUAUUAUUUACUAAAUUAUUUUCUACACUGUUGUACUGGCGUUGUGAGGACAAUUCUACUGUCACUUGCCAUACAUUGUCCGCUGGAGGGCAGUGGCCAAGAUCAAACAGUAUCCUUCCAUUUCCAGUACCCCUGGAACUGGGACUUCCUUCCCUUGUUCCUCCUUCUGUUGCCCUCUGCGGUGCCUUUCUUUGGAUCAGGAAUUUAGUGUGCACAGAGGGCUGCAGGAGAGAAGGCUUCUGAUUCUGCCAGUUGAAAUAGAAUUCAGCAGACAUACACCCUUGGAUUCUGUCCAGUGUAAUUUUUAGAGAGGAAAAUUUCUCUUAACAAAUUUGAUUUCUUUGUUUGGAAUACCCUAUGUCAUUUCUUUAUGCCGAUGCCUCUGCUAAAUUAAUACUAACUGGCAAAAAUAAAAAUCCAUUACUAUUGUGAUGGUUUCUGACAAU
Pogona vitticeps (central bearded dragon) is the source of this 3205-nucleotide messenger RNA. It is a transcript of the gene PANK1, whose product is annotated as pantothenate kinase 1. The record is from RefSeq and is a predicted model, not a curated record. Gene Ontology annotation, molecular function: ATP binding; pantothenate kinase activity. Gene Ontology annotation, cellular component: nucleus; cytosol. NCBI's taxonomy places the organism in Eukaryota, Metazoa, Chordata, Lepidosauria, Squamata, Agamidae. Gene Ontology annotation, biological process: coenzyme A biosynthetic process.